UCUGAACUACUUCACUUGAAGCACAGGAGUCAUAGGAAGCCAUUGUGAUUAGUUGCGGAGGAGGCACUGCCUUGUUAUGUUAGGACCAUGUGAGGAGGCUAUAAAUGGAGGAGUGAGACGUGCAGAAGCUGCUGUGACGAUGAGGAGGAUGAAACUGAACAGACAAGUGUGCGUCCUUCUGCCCAACAAGCAGCAUCUGGACUCCACUGUCAGGGUGAAAGCCAGAGGCUGUGAGGUGCUGAACAGUGUGUUAAAGCAACUUGGCAUCAGUGAACUACAGGUCUUUGGUCUGGCUGUCGUCAAAGACAAUGAAUACCUCUUUCUUGAUUUGGACCAAAAAUUGAGCAAGUACUUUGGCAGUAAAUGGAGCAGAGGGUCCACAGCAGUCCCAUUCAUUAUAUUUCUGAGAGUUCAGUAUUAUGUAGAGAGAGGCCAGCUAAUAUUGAGCAGCAAAGUGCAGCAGCUCUACUUCACUGAGCUGCGGCACAAGGUGCUGCGUUCACAGAGCCACCAUCAGGAGGCUUUGCUCUUCCAACUGGCAGCUUCUGCACUUCAGGCUGAAGUCGGGGAUCUGGAGCCGGGAGACGGGACGGAGGAGGAGGGAGAACACACACGUUACUUCCUUCCAGAAGACUAUUUCCCAUCUUGGCUGAUAAAGCGGCGUGGACGAGAAUAUCUGCUCCAGCACUGCCCAGUGUUGCACAGCGAGUUGAGAGGUCUGUCACAUAACCAAGCCAUCCUGCAGUUCAUGAGAGACGUCAGCAGCCUGCAGGACGUACCAGUUACCUUCUACAGGAUGAGACGAGACAAACAAGAGCAGAGAAGUCCCAUCCUUCUCGGUGUGACACUGAAAGGAAUCUACAUUUAUCAGGAGGUGGAAGGGAAACUGUGUCUGUUGUUUGAGUUUUCCUGGACUGAUAUUGACUGCUUCACACACCAGGGAAGUAGGUUUGAAAUCACCGCAGUGGGCUCUCUGUGCGUCCCUAAGCUGGUGUAUUACACACAGUCCGCUUUCCACUCCAGACACGUCCUCAAGCACCUCAGCGACAGUCACCGGUUCCACAUCAACACCAGGGAGGCUGUGAGCUACAUCCAACAGCUGGAAGACGCGCAGGCUAACCAGCUCCACAAAGAGGCCUACGUCUGUGACACAGCACGCUUAAGACAGAGGCUUCAAGGCGGCAGCCUCGCAUCCUCCAUGUCUGACUGCAGCGCCGCAGUGGAAACGAGCUUCGCUUGGUCCAAAGAGGAAGAGGAGGGUACGACAGAGGCUGAGUCGAGCAUGGAUGAACCAGAGGAGGAAUUUGUUGACAACCCAGCUGACGUUCCCUGGCUGGCCGAGCUGCUCCGCGGUGCAUUCCUUAAUGGAGCCUCUGCGUUUCCCUCCUCUUACUGGGCAGCUGUCACCAUGGAAAUGAAACAGGUUCUGAGGCGGAGAGCCGAUGAAGGCGUUUCUGUGGACUAGUGUACCAGGACCGAUGUGGAUUCAGAACAU
Molecule: messenger RNA, 1495 nt
Organism: Betta splendens (Siamese fighting fish)
Lineage: Eukaryota; Metazoa; Chordata; Actinopteri; Anabantiformes; Osphronemidae
Product: FERM domain-containing protein 6-like
Exons: 13
Coding region: 77-1465 (462 amino acids)
Biological process (GO): positive regulation of hippo signaling
Cellular component (GO): cytoplasmic side of apical plasma membrane; cytoskeleton
Source: RefSeq, a predicted model, not a curated record